UAAAAUUUUGAUUGUUAGCUUAUAUGUUGAUGAUCUAAUUUUUACUGGUAAUGAUGAGAGUAUGUUUGUUAAGUUCAAGAAUUCUAUGAAACUUGAAUUUGAUAUGACUGAUUUGGGAAAGAUGAAAUAUUUUCUCAGUGUGGAGGUUUUACAAAAUCCUUAAGGCAUUUAUAUUAGUCAAAGAAAGUAUGCAAAAGAAGUUUUGGAGAGGUUUAGGAUGGAGAAGAGUAAUGGUGUGAAGAAUCCCAUUGUUCCUGGCAUUAGACUAAUGAAGGAUGAAGAAGGAGCCAAGGUGAAUGCUACCAUGUACAAACAAUUGGUCGGAAGUUUUAUGUAUCUAACUGCAACAAGGCCGGACUUGAUGUAUGUGGUAUCUCUCAUUAGCAGAUUCAUGGCAAGUCCAAUUGAGUUGCAUUUGCAAGCUACGAAAAGGGUGUUAAGAUACUUGAAAGGUACUGUGGAUUUGGGAGUCUUUUAUCGAAAGGAGGGUAAUGGAGAAUUGAUGGCAUAUACAGACAGUAAUUAUGCAGGAGAUGUAGAUGACAGGAAAAUCACUUCUAGUUAUGUGUUUCUACUCAAUGAAGGAGCUGUGUCCUGGUCCUCUAAAAAACAGCCUGUAGCUACUUUGUCCACUACUAAAAUAGAGUUUGUGGCAGCUGCCUCUUGUGCUUGUCAAGGGGUGUGGAUGAGGAGAGUAUUGGAGAAGCUUGGUCAUUCUCAAGGCAAGUGUACCACUGUGUUAUGUGACAAUAGUUCUACCAUUAAGCUAUUCAAGAACCCAGUCAUGCAUGGACGCAGCAAACACACUGAUGUAAGAUUUCAUUUCUUGCGUGAUUUGACCAAAGAUGCAGUUGUUGAGCUGAAGCAUUGCGUCACACAAGAACAAGUUGCAGACAUUAUGACAAAACCACUUAAUCUGGAUGUGUUCUUGAAGCUGCGUGAGUCAAUGGGUGUGUGUGUGGUAUCACGAGUAAACUGAAAGCAUUACUGCAAUCAGUUUAGGGGAGGAAUUGUUGGGUUGUUAGAGUUAUAGU
This is a messenger RNA of Juglans microcarpa x Juglans regia, 1034 nucleotides long. Its product is annotated as secreted RxLR effector protein 161-like. The coding region runs from base 218 to 979 and encodes 253 amino acids. The transcript has a single exon. The record is from RefSeq and is a predicted model, not a curated record. Lineage: Eukaryota; Viridiplantae; Streptophyta; Magnoliopsida; Fagales; Juglandaceae.